Diatraea saccharalis (sugarcane borer) is the source of this 1806-nucleotide messenger RNA. The record is from the annotation of a GenBank genome assembly. NCBI's taxonomy places the organism in Eukaryota, Metazoa, Arthropoda, Insecta, Lepidoptera, Crambidae.
UGGCGUUAUUUAUGUGACAAACAAAAUUGUCAUCUAAAUUCUAAAAUUAUAGUGUUUUGUUGUUGGAAAAUUGUUUAAAAUUAUAUUUUUUUAGCUUUAAUUAAUGCAUAAUUAUUAAGUCGAUAUUGUAUACAUUAUUUAAUGGUCAAAUUUACAAAAGAAAGAAUUUCAUCCUUCAAAGAAAAUGUUUCAUGAUAUGUAAACGAAAUGAAUUCAAAGCCCAUCAUUUAUCACGAAAAACAAGUUAAAGAGCUGUGUGCUUUGCAUGCACUCAAUAAUUUAUUCCAAACACGAGGAACUUUUUCAAAGUCGGAACUUGAUGGAAUUUGCAGCCGCUUAUCACCAAACGUGUGGAUAAAUCCUCACCGGUCUAUGCUGGGUCUGGGCAACUAUGACAUCAACGUAAUUAUGGCAGCUCUACAGAAAAAAGGCUGUGAAGCAGUUUGGUUUGAUAAAAGAAAAGAUCCAGGAUGUCUAGAUUUAUCUAAUAUUUGUGGGUUUAUUUUGAAUGUGCCAUCAGAUUAUAAGCUAGGAUUUGUGAUGCUUCCUCUUCGCCGAAGGCAUUGGAUCACUAUACGUCAAAUACAAGGCAAUUUCUAUAACCUAGACUCUAAGCUAGAUGUACCACAAUUGAUUGGCAGAAGCAGUGAUCUAAUAGCAUAUUUGAAGGAGCAGCUUGAAAGUAAAGAAAAAGAACUUUUUGUGGUUGUAAGCAAAGAAGUUGAGGAAAAACAGCUGUGGAUGCAUCAGUAUGCCCUUCAAAAUUCCAGGCAAAACCCAAAUUCUUGCAUAGAACAGAACCAAAUAAUUAAUUGUGACAGCCCAGUAGACAGCAUGUCCUCAAUCUCAGCAUAUGAUUACAGAAAUCGUGAUGCUGAGUGUCUCAAAUUGACUGAAGUAAGAAACUGUGUUAUCAGCAAGGAAAAUAAUCAUUAAAGCAAUCUAGCAACUUGCCUUUGUGAUCGCAUGGCAAUUUUUAUGUGUUCACUAUUUAACUUCAAUGUAUGUGUGUUGUGUGAUAACAGGUGUUUUUGUAGUCUCGUUUUUAAAUAAAUCAAGUAAGUGAAAAUUACAAACUGUUUAGUAUUCGCAAUUGUGAAAGCUGUGUGGGGCUAAUUCAUUUGUAUACUGUACUUAAUAUUUAAAAAAAAGAGUAUUUAACUGAAUAAUUUAUAAAUACUGAGUUCCUCUAUGGCACUUUGGCAUGGAUUGCAGGUGUUCCUUGAUUUUGUUGAUAUUAUUAGAUAAUGUUUUGGUGUUUGUAAUAAGGUAGAUAUUAAGUUAAAACGGCCUAUUGUUACUUUAACUUAGAUAAUAAUAUUAUACUUGGUAUUAUGCAGAAUCAUAUUGUUUAAAUUGCCAAAUAAUGGAAUGCGUAUACAUACUAAUUUUACACAGCUUUAAUUUGUCUGAUAUUUUGUUUUGAAACUGAUAUACAUUAUUAUAUACUUUUUGCAAUGCACAGAUCAGUGGACGGAAGAGUUAUUAUAAGAUGUCUAUGAAGCCAAAUGUUAACCAAACUGUAUAUUAAUGAUUAUAUAAUGAUACUUCAUAGAUAGUUAAUUAACUUCUAUAAGACUUUUUUACAGAGCACAUUUUUGGCAAAUAUUUUAAUGUUUCUUUGUUACAUACAAACAUGUGCAUUUGUUAUGAGAGUAAGUCACCUUUUUAGCACAAUAUGAAAACUGAUAUUUUUUUCUUAUUUUAGUACAUUGUUUUAGUCAUAAAUAUUACUAAAUGAACAUGGAUAAACAGUACAAUAGGUGAAUAUUCUUUGGAUUAAUGUCAAUCAAGAUUAACUAAGGA